AUGGGUACUUCGACUCCCCCCGACGAUCACGACUCGCCCUCACCCGCCGAGCAGCGCUAUCACGAAGCGGUGGGCGACACGCAAUUGAAGCUGUCAUUGCGCACCAUUCCCGAGUUGAAGAAGAGCGCCUCAUGUGCUCAACUGCAAAAAGUGAGCGUGUUGGAGGCCGUCGACCUCGAUGCGCGCCCUACCUUUGCUAUUAGCGUUUCAUCCGACGUGCCUACUGGCCCUCUCGAAUUUAUUCACAUCAAUCCGGCCCUCGCAGCUGUUCCCUGGUUGUUGUCCAAAGUCCAUGGGAAUGACAGUCCUAAUGCCAUCUUCACCGACGCGUAUGAAUCCCAUGUUGCCUACAAGAACUGGCUUUUUGGGCAAGCCGAAGCCUCCGAUGAAGCAAGCCCAGGGAGUGCCUUCGUUUUUGCUGAUUACCUGUGGUGGUCCACGUCUGUAGGCCUCUAUUCCAUCGUGAGCGGCACUCCUGUCGGCUUGUUGCACCUAGACCGCAAAUCUCGGGUACGUAGGAGUCGCACUAUUGACUCGCAAGAGCAUAGCCGGCCUCAGAACCACCCUCAGUUUGUCCCUGGCCGUCUACCAGCAGUGCGCUCGAUAGAAACAUCCAUGGUUGCCGAGUCCUUGAAAUCAUUUGAACAACAUCCGCCCGGAGCUCCUAUUUUUGAGUCCCAGUUUACGCCCACAGCUUCAUCGAAGGCUACUUUGACUCAUGGCCCGUUCGACUACACGCUCGACCCACCUCCAUCUACCAUCUCGGACCACAUAAAGUACUUCCGGAGUGUCGCAUGGGAAAAGACGCCCUUGGGCCCAAUGCAGGAUUGGUGUCCUCAACUGAGAUGUAUGGUCAACAUGAUCAUGAAUGACAGCUAUCCCGCUGUACUGUUUUGGGGUCAGGAAGUUACGAUGAUUUACAACGAAUCAUACAUUGAGAUUAUUGGCCUUCUCCAUCCAUGUAUGGGUCAAAGCGCACGCGUAGCAGCCAAAGACUAUUGGCCACAUUUCGAGCCCAUCGUUCAGCAUAUAAAUGCCACUGGCCAGACAAUCAGCAAUGAUGAUUUGCCCCUGUUCCUAGAUCGCCACGGAUUUUUGGAAGAAACGUUCUUCUCUUUUCAGUUUACUCCUAUUCUGAACGAUCUUGGGAACGUUGCUGGUUACUACCAACCCUUGGUUGAGACUACUAAGAAUGGCCUUCUUGAGCGCAGGGUAUCUAGUUUGGUUGAGGUUGGAAGUCAAACUGCUAAAGCUCGUGACUUACCUACCUAUUGGGACCUGGUGAUUAAUACGCUGGCGAUCAAUGAUAAAGAUGCCCCAUUCGCUUUACUAUAUGCGGCAGAAAGUCAACAUGGGCAUGCUUCAUCUUCCAUAUCUUCUCCCAGUAGUAUGAGUAGCGAAGUACAGCAGUUUGAACUCAAAGGCUCAAUCGGAGCAGAUUCCGGUCACGCUAUCGCUCCUUCCAUUAUUGACCUGCGGAUGGACAAAAGCACUGUAUUCCACCCGUAUCUGGUCAAGACAAUCAAAUCCAGAAAACCUGUUGUUGUCCACUUCAGCGAGCUGGAUCUGCCCAAAGGAACACUGGAUGGAAUCAAGUGGAAAGGCUACGGCGAUCCAUGCCGAUCCGUGAUUGUCUGCCCCAUUUUGCCUACUACCAGCGAGCAGAUACAAGGCUUUUUGAUUCUUGGCAUCAAUCCUCGCCGCCCGUUUGAUGAGGACUACCAGCAAUAUGUACAUGUCACGCUUCGUUUGUUGGCAACGUCCCUCGCUUCUGUGGUACUAUUUGACGAGGAAAUUCGUCAGAAAGAGAACGCCAUAGGUCAAGCAGCCCGUAUACAAGAACAGCUACUUGACGAGUUGCAGCUGAAGGAAAAAAAGUUCCAGCGUUUCGCCGAGCGAUCAGACGUCGCCAUUUUCAUCGUCGAUGGCGUUGGCAAAUAUAGCUAUCGCAAUCAAAGCUGGUAUGAUCUUUUUGAGUCUGCAGUUGAGGCAGAUGAUGUAAUGGGGGCAUGGACCAACAUUGUGUUUCCCGAAGAUAUUGCCAGGUGCGAAGGCCUGUUCUCGAAGUUAGCAGUAGAGAAGUCUGCCAUUUGCUUCGAGCUCAAAACAACAAUGCCUUGGACGCCACCUGCCUCACUACGUCAGCCCGAGGGCAAGGCGCAGGAGCAUUUUAAAUGGAUUCUGUGCUCUGCAUAUCCAGAGCUGGAUGCCAAAGGCGAGAUCAUCGAGAUUGUUGGAAACGUCACUGAUAUUUCCAAGCUGAAGUGGGCCGAAGGCGUGCAAAAAAUUCGGAUGAACGAUGCGUUGGAUAGUAAGAAACAUUUAGAGCACUUUAUCGAUACGACCUCGCACGAAAUGCGAAAUCCUCUAUCUGCUAUUAUGCAGUGCGCCGAUGGUAUUUUGGCUGCGCAGCCUCCGGCUGAUAACGCCUUGCCUAUGCCAUCCCCCAACAGCUACGCGAGUAUACUGGACCAGACACUCGAUGCAGCGCAAACCAUCGCUCAAUGCGCACAGCAUAUGAGGAUAGUUGAUGACAUUCUGACCGUUUCGAAACUUGAUUCGGGUCUUCUGGCCAUCACUCCAAUUGAUGCGCAACCCGAAAGCGUAGCCAGCCACGCCGUAAAGAUGUUUGAGAGCGAAGCAAAGGCCGCAGACGUCGAUAUGACUUUGCAUAUCGACUCCUCAUUCAGAGACUUGCAGGUUGAUUGGAUGUCAUUAGAUCCAACCAGGCUGCUUCAAGUACUCAUCAACCUCAUCACAAACGCGCUCAAAUUCACACGCCUUGAAGCAACACGUCGCAUCAAAGUUACCGUUGCAGCAAGUAAAGAGGAGCCAACAUCAGUUACCGACGACGUUCUGUUUGAGACAAAGCUUGCUAAAGAAGAUCCCAGGCUAGUAGAAGAUUGGAAGAUGGGGUCGACACUGUACUUGAGAUUCUUCAUCGCCGACACGGGUCGAGGACUGUCUGAACAUGAGAGAAGCACUUUAUUUGGCCGCUUUGCCCAAGCAUCACCAAGGACUCACAUCAACUACGGCGGCUCCGGACUGGGUUUGUUCAUUUCGCGCCGGCUCACAGAGCUACAGGGUGGGGCUAUUGGAUUAUCAAGCGAACCCAAGAAAGGAAGCACAUUUUCCUUCUACAUCAAAACGAGAAGGUCAAUCACAGUGCGCAGCCGGAGGUCGAGCAGUCUACCGGAUGUCUUUCCCGAAGACAUGAGGCACCGAGCCACCACGCGUCAAGAGAUAGAUCAACUGCGUCGGCCAGUGGAAUCGCCAGCUCGAGAGCAUCGUAAUCCAACAUCGUCAUUCAAAACACAAUCGUCUGCAGAAUCAUCCCAGAGAUCUGUGUCACACGAGAGCAAAUCUCCCUCAAAACGUAAAGCGGUCAGGCCAUCUAUCGUGCGUCAGCAAUCAGCGCUCAACUCCGACGUGCCCGCAGAGGCAAUAGGCCUACCUCCCAGGCUAAACUUGCGCGAGCUGAAACGAGCGAACAGCAUACCCCGCACCCUUCAUGUCUUAGUCGUAGAAGACAACCUCGUGAACCAGAAAGUCCUUGCGAAGCAGCUACGAAAUCUGGGGUGCAUCGUUAGCGUGGCCAACCACGGAGUCGAAGCUCUGGAUUUUCUCAAGACCACCAGACACUGGAGCAGCGACGACCGGCCCUCUACAGGCGCGCGUUCAGUCGAAUACUUGUCACCUGAAGAACCCAUCGAGCACUUUGUGGACUUGAAUGUCAUUCUCAUGGAUUGGGAAAUGCCGAUCAUGAACGGCUUAGAAGCCACGUCCCAAAUUCGACAAUUAGAAUCAUCGGGGGCGUUGUCAUGCAGGAUCCCGGUGAUUGGUGUCACGGCAAACGUGCGGCAACAGCAGAUUCAAAUGGCAAUGGAUGCGGGCAUGGAUGACGUUGUUAGUAAGCCAUUUCGUGUAGCGGAGUUGAUGGGAAGAAUGAGAGGGAUUGUGCAGGGCAUCUGGGGAAAGGAUGGCGAGAAUUUUGAAGGGAAUGGUGGCGAGUGA
Molecule: messenger RNA, 4014 nt
Organism: Periconia digitata
Lineage: Eukaryota; Fungi; Ascomycota; Dothideomycetes; Pleosporales; Periconiaceae
Source: the annotation of a GenBank genome assembly